Molecule: messenger RNA, 2658 nt
Organism: Elaeis guineensis (African oil palm)
Lineage: Eukaryota; Viridiplantae; Streptophyta; Magnoliopsida; Arecales; Arecaceae
Source: RefSeq, a predicted model, not a curated record
CCGCGCGCGCCCUCCCUCCCUCCCUCCCUCUCCCCCCCCUCCUCGUCUCGUUCUCCCCCAUCCACCACCGGUGGCAACCACUUCCGACGGCGUCACCACCCCCGGCCGGAAGUCCCUCCUUGCCCUCCACCUCCAGCCAACGCAGAGCCGCCCCCUUCUAUCUUUUUCUCUCUUCUCCUUUUUCCGUGCGCCGACCUUCUCCACCGGCGGCGCUUCACCUCCGGCGACGUUCCACCUCCGGCGCUGCCUCCUCCGCCUCUGCUACGUCAAAUCUGCUGGAAGAACACGAACUCAGUACUGCUUUUCUCGAGGGAGGAAGCUGAUUGUUGAUCACAAAAGCAUUGGACAGGAUCGGGGUGUGGGAUUUGUGUGAACGGUGUAACGACUGGAUUACUGUGUCAGGGCUCAUUAUUGUGUUACCAUGAAAACUGCUGAUAAGCAACGUAGAACAACUGUAGGUGCAUGUAAAAAGAAUGGACUUGACUGCACUAAAUCUGGAACCAAGAAAACUGCCAGGCAGAGACAGAAAGCUACAGAGAAAAACAGCACUGAAGCUACUGGACAACUUGUGCCUUCUCGAAAUCAACCAUCUCCUCUGCAGACCCUGGUUAUGCAAACUAGUAAUCAGGCAAUAUUACCAGGAAAUUCUGUGCCUAUGUCGAAACAAUAUCCACAAUGUUCUGGGAAGCUUAAGCUCCAGCUGUUUCCUAUAGAUGAAGUUACUCAAAAAGGGUUGGAGCAGGAUAAAUAUAACCCUUACCUGGAACUUAUUUUGCCAACUCGUAAGAAAAUCUCAUCAGUAGUGAAACACCUUAAUGUCAAGUGGGGCAGCUCAAAAUCUGCAUCAGGAGAUCUCAUGCUCUUUCCCUACAAUGCUCAUCGGAACAAUCUAGUGAGCUACAGAAGAUGGACGAUAAAAGAAUCUGAUACUAGGGCUGCUGAUGUGUAUGCUGCUGUUGGUAGCCCUGCCAUAUUCCGUUUAAGAUAUGGCUGGUUUUCCAAUCUAGCGCCAACAACCUGUGAGAGACCUCUGGCAUCUCUCCAUUCUGAAGACUGCUUGCAAAUUAAAGAAACUCAAAUUAUCAACGCAAUUGAAGAGAAAAUUCCUCAAUGUCCUGCAUCAAACAUAGAAAAUGGGUCAGCAUGUUUUCAUAAUUCAUUAAACCAAGGCAUUGGUGCACCUCCUGUGCUAGACAAAUCAGUUCAAGACCAGGAUAAAUUUGCCUUACUUUCAUGGGCUGAUUGUCUAUCAAACAUAAGCAUUGGAACCCUACUAUCUGAAGCACAGCUUGCACAGAAUUCAAGUCUUCAGCAAAUUCCAAUAACUUGUGAUUCAUUUGAUGCUGCUGUUGCUUCCAUUAUUGCCCGCGAACAAACCAAAUAUCAGUCAACACAAGUGUCCCAUUCAUCCAUCUGGGAUGCUGAAGAAACAUGUCAUGCAUUUGCAUUCCAAAAGAGCACUUCUUCAAACAAUAAUGAUCCAGCUUCAUCCAGAGAUGCUCCUCCUGCUGCAUGUACUCAGAAUAUCAGUUCAACUUUGGUUAGACCCAAUGAUAUGCUGGGCACUCAGGUGGUGCAUGCAUUACCGGCUGCAACUAAUCUGCAGCUUCCCAUAAAGAAUAAUGCAACUCCAGAACCCACUCCAGAAGCCACAGCAGAUUUGCAGCCUUACGCCGAGGAUGAUGCUAGUAAAGAAUUGAAAACAAGUGCAGAGCCCCUAAUAGAAGAUUCAUGCAACAGUGACUUUGGAAGAGUGGAUAUCUAUUGGCCUCAGUCCUCGGGUCUGUCGGGAUGCAUUACCUCUCCCUCUAGACAGAUGAGCGGUGGUGACCGCAAUAAUCUUGGCACAUUGCUCGAGACAAGUCUAGAUGCAUUUCAGAACGUCUCUAUUUUUUGAUACAGAUAAGGUCCAUCAUGCAUGCAACAGAUUUGGUGUCCUUGGACCAAUUAUCCCCAACCUUUUCUUUCCUGCUGUUUUAGGGUGGGGUAAACAUACUGCAAGGGUCCUCUGAGCUUUCCAGUACAUCAACCGGUGACUGAUGCUAAACCCUGACCUUACCUAAACUUGAUUUGCCUUAGCCAACAAAUUUGGAUCUGGUUCCUCUCUAGUCCAAACUUGGACUGGAGAAGACCUGUCUUGCAGCCAUCCAUGAAUCGUGCAACGGCUGUGAUUGGAUGCGGCACACCACAGCAUGUGGAGCAUGCAGGAGGAUGGGCCCCACCCAAUAACAGCUGUCGCAAUACUCACAAAUGGCCAUGAUCUCUAGGCAGGCCUCUCCGGUUUAGGUCGGGACUGGAGAGAAUCCAGCAAAUUUUCUCCUAGGAAAAAAAAAUUACUAAUCAUAAUUUUACCAGAUAGUCUUGGAAGGGGCUGGAAAUCACGUAGAAGAUGCGUAUACGUAAGCCAUGCAAAGUUCCAAUUUUCUUAUUUUUUAUUGGAUUGGAGGGGUGGGGGAGUGAGUAAGUUCCAACUUUUCUUUCAAGCUAUAUUUGCAAGUCAAUUUGCAGUCUCAUGGAGAACCCACUUGAUAUGAUGAAUUAAUGUCCCCAAAUGUUGGCCCUGUAAAUACUUAAUAUUUGAUGUGGAGAUGGCAACUGGGUCAGCUUGAACUACAUCCGGGUUGGGUCAAAUGCGGCAUAGGUUAAAAAUCGGCCAAC